Messenger RNA from Klebsormidium nitens, 5046 nucleotides. The record is from the annotation of a GenBank genome assembly. Lineage: Eukaryota; Viridiplantae; Streptophyta; Klebsormidiophyceae; Klebsormidiales; Klebsormidiaceae.
GGUUCAGGCCCAGGCCCAGGGGACGGCAUGAUGAUCGGAUGGGAUGGGGCGUCUGCAUUGGGCAUGCUGCAUCAGAAAUGGCGGAGCUCAGGCUUGCUGAAGCCAGGGUAAACUUCAGGGCUCUCUGCAAAGUAUGAUUAGAUCUCAAUCUCGAUGUGUAAGGGCUCCAGAAAUACAAGUAGGUACACCGCUUCGUUUUGGAAAAAGACCACAGAUGACAUGCUUCCAACAGGGUAUUUGUGAUUGAUCUUAGGCUGUUUGAGACGUUUUGUGGUCCACUUCUGUGAAUAUGGCAGGAAACACGCAAAUAAUAGAAGAGUCAGAAGGGGCGGCAAAGGGUGCAGAGAUCGCUGUUCGUGUAGCAGUACGAGCUAGGCCGUUGCUUGCAAAUGAGAGCGUGCAAGGUUAUAAAGAUUGCAUCAAAGUCCUGGUCGACUCGCAGCAGAUUCUUCUGGGCAAAGACAGGCCCUUUACUUUUGAUCAUGUAUUUAGCACAGCAAGCACGCAAGAGGAGGUCUAUAUGACGUGCGUAAAACCACUUGUGGAAGCGUGCAUUGCAGGUUACAAUACUACGGUGCUUGCAUAUGGACAGACCGGCUCAGGCAAGACGUUCACAAUGGGGACUGCGAAUUCCAGCUAUGUUCUUGAGGAAGAACUGGGCGUGCUUCCACGAGCAAUACGCCACCUCUUUGAAUGCAUUGAAGCAAGCAAAAUGAAGGCAGAGUUUUUGAUUCGAUGUUCAUUCGUGGAAAUAUACAACGAAGAGAUCAAUGAUCUGCUACACCCUGAGGGCAAGCAAAUAGCCAUCCGAGAAGGUGCAAGUGGCGAGAUUGUACUGGCUGGAGUUCGAGAAGAAGUGGUAAACUCUUAUGAUGAUAUGCUAAGGUACUUGGAGACGGGAAGUGUGUCCCGGACCACUGGGAGUACCCUGAUGAACCAGCAGUCGAGCCGCUCGCAUGCAAUCUUCACGAUAGUUGUUGAGCAACGCUUGAUUGCUGAUGAAGAUGCUGGAGCCGGAACAGAUUACAUCACUGCAAAAUUCCACCUGGUGGACCUUGCCGGCAGUGAAAGAGCAAAGCGCACGGGCGCGGUUGGUGUUCGGUUCAAGGAGUCGGUCCAGAUCAAUUGUGGGCUGCUGGCACUGGGGAAUGUCAUCAGCGCGCUUGGAGAUGACAAGAAGCGGGUAACACACGUCCCGUAUCGUGAGAGCAAGCUGACGAGGAUGUUGCAAGAUAGCCUUGGGGGCAACAGCCGCACCUGCAUGAUCGCUUGUAUAAGUACAGCGGAUGUGAAUUUUGAAGAGACCUUGAACACGUUAAAGUACGCGAAUCGUGCUCGGAAUAUAAAGAACAAGCCAAUUAUAAAUAGGGACCCUCAACAGGCUCUACUUGCACAGAUGAGGAGUGAAAUCCAAGCGCUUCAAAUGGAGAUUCUGCGCCAUAGGGCUACAGCUAUAGGAGGUUCCGUUGCCCCUGCGAAUGGAGGGAAGAUGGAACUGGGCGUGCCGCAGGAGCCAGAGCUGCCUCUUGGGGAGAUUGGGCGUGACUUUCACGCGGUGCAUGAGAGAGGCCUCCGCGCAGAGCAGGAAUGCCGGAAACUGAGGGAGGAGCUAGAAGCCUCUCAAGCAAAAGUUCAGAAGCUGGUCGAAGAAAGCCUGGAAGUUAGAAGCGAAAGGGACCACUAUCAGAUCCGACUGGACGAGCUGAACAUUGAGCUCAGCCGGCUGCUCGAAGGCAUUCCGCGUUGGGCAGAGGCAGGGGAGAUCGGGCCUACUGCCAAACGGGAGAUACAGGAGCUGUGUAGCCGGCUCAACAGCAAUGGGGACGCUGAGCCCGGGGAGACCCAGAUCAGCGGGCCCCCUCCGCGACCUGCGAGCCCCAGGGGCAAGACUAGGUUGUCGGAUCCGGCCACUGGGGACAUGCGGCGUGAAAGCCAUGCGAAUGGGUCUGGUCGGAUCAGUCGGCAGAACAGCAAGGACAAGCUGCACUCCCCAAAGCAAAUUGACAUAACCGUCAGCACAUCACUGGCAAGUGUUCGGAGCAGUGGAUCCAGGAACGUCAUCAGUCAAUACUUGCGAAACAUCAAAGAAUUGGAAGAGAAGUUGGCGGCAAAAGACAGGGAGCUGAAGGCUCGUGACGAGGCACUAGCCGAGGCUACUGAAGACCUCGCUCGAGAUGAACUUAUUUUCGCUGAGAAGAUCAAGGAGAUCAAAGCGGUGAAGAAACUCGCACGCGAUCUAACCCGUGCCAAGGAGGAGCUUCUGAGUCAAGCGGAGCGGGACGCUGAGGCCAUUGCCCUGUUGAAGCUGGAGUUGCAGCGUAGACAAGCCGAGACGACCCGCCUGCGAGACGAGCUUCAAGGCGGCGAGGCACUUCAGGGCAGGCCCGUGGAAGAAAAGUCACCGAGAAGUCGACCCGGGAGUCAGGAUGCGACACACGGAGAAAAUGAUGAGGGGAACUGCGAGGAUGAAAGCAGACUGUUACCCAGUAGGCGACCCAUGUCCAGUGGCGCAGCGGAAGAUGUCGCAGACGAAGCCCAGCGGCUCGUAGCACUUGCCGAGGAGAUCCAGGCGGACGACGACGAGACGGAGUGCAUCCUGGCGGAGAAGACGGCCAUCGAGGUGGAGAAGCGCCGCGUGGAGGAGCUGGCGCUGGCGCAGCAGCAGGACUACCAGCGGCAGAAGGCCGCCAUGGACAAGCAGCUGCGCGACCUGGCCUACAACAUCCGCCAGAAGGAGGGCCUCAUCGAACAGCUGGCCAGGAACGAGCAGGAAGCGAAGCUUCUGUCGCAGCAGUACGAAGCCCGAAUGCUGGAGUUGGAACAAGAGGUGAAAGCGAAGGAGGCGGAAAUUGACCAGUUGCGCCACGACCUCGAGUCGAUUGACAACAACCUGGCGCGGGGGGCGGAGGAGAAGCGGCGGCUACGCGAGGCGUACGAGGAGAAGGUGCGACGCGUGCAGCAGCAGGUGUUAGCGCUCCGGCGGCAGCAGCGCGACAACGAGAAGAACAAACUCGAGCGCCUCAAGGCCAAGAGCGACCACAAGGCGCAGCAGCUAGACGCGGAGGUCGUGCGCAUGCGUUCACAGCAGGACACGCUGCGGCGCAAGAUGGAGGAGCUGGCAGACAAGUACGAGGAGAAGAAUAAAGCAUAUGUAAAAGACAUAGUCAGUUUGAAGAAGGAGGCCGAAGUGAGUCAGAAGAAGAUGCGGGAGCUGGAAUCCGAGAAGUCAAAGCUGAACGCGAUUCUGCAGCGCAAGAGCGAGGAGAUGGCGGCGGCUCAGCGCAAACUGCGCGAGCUGGGGGCGGAUGCGGGCGCAUCCCGUCUGAGCCACCGCGAGCGCGUUGCCAACAACGCCGCAGGGCGGGCCAUGCCGCGCACCAGCAGGAGGGUCAGCGGAGCAGGGGACAGCACGGCCACCACUCCCAGCGCAACACCCAGGCCGGGCAGGCCGGGCAAGACCGCAGGGAUCACCGCCCUGGAGAUCAAGCGGCAUCAUGCAUUCCUGGACAAGGAGAUGGAGCGCAUGCUCAAACACAAAGAGCUGGCUGCGCAGGCCGCCAAGCAGGAGCGGAAGCGGCAGGCGGUGGUGGCGGAGCGGGAUGAGCUGGGCGGCGAGAAGGCGAAGUUGGAGCUGAAGAAGAUGCGCGCGCAGCAGGUGCUGGGCAAGGCGGUGGAGGAGAAGGGGGCGGCCAUGGCACGCCUGCGGGAGGAGUGCGACCAGCGGCUGCGGCAGGCGCGCGAAGCAGAGGCAGUGGGGCAGUUCAAGGCAGCCGACGAGAUCAACGACCAGGCGGCAGCAUGUCAGCGGCAGCUCGAGUACGAGCACUACUCGCGGAGCCGCCUCGAGGAAAAGUUGCGAACGCAGAAGUAUCUCCCGGAUGAUGAAGAAGAAACAUUGGCCGCCAUUGAGGAGAGGCUUGAGGUGCUGGAGGCGGAGGCGGAGUACCUGGCAGCGGAGGUCGCCAGCGCGGCCAAGGACGCGGUCGACGCCGGCGGCGCGGCGGAGGCGGUCAAGGGCGCCGUGGAGCGGCUGAGCGCACCGGAGAUGAAGGUGCUCCUGCGGCAAUACGUGCAGCGCUGCGUGGACGGGCAGGAGCGCGAGCGCGCGGCGGGAUCGGCCCUGCGCGAGGCGCAGCUGGAGGUGGCGGCCAAGGCUCGCGAGCUGCAGCAGGUGGAGAGCAGCCUGCGCACCAAGGAGCUCGACUUCGACCGCAGGCUGACGGAGGAGCAGAAGGCGCACGCGGCCAAGGUGCAGUUCCUGCUGCGCCAGAUCAAGACGUCAGCCGGCGUAUUCCCAGACAAGGACACCCCCGAACCCAGCAGCCAGGCAGCAAGCCGGCGCGCCAGCGCAGACAGGCCGCAGGACUUUGAGCGCAGCGGCGAGGACAAGGACGAGAAGGUGCAGGCGCUAAUCAAGGACAACUUCUACUUCAAGCAGACAAACCGGGAGCUCAAGCGUAAGCUGCGGGACAUGAUGGCCGCAUUAGCGGCAGAGCGCCAGAACCUCCAGGACACGUCUCUGCAAACUAGCGAGCUGCAGCGGGUCCAUCAGGAGUUGGAGAAUUGUAAGAGCGUGCUCCAACGGGCCGGGUUGAACUACCAGGUUCCAGCAAUGCAUCUACGCGAAUUGAGCAAUGGGGAUCUUGAAGCACGAAUGUCGUCUCAGAUCCAUGGCGGGUUUGCCUGAUGUAAGCAGAGGCACUAGGCUAAUUGGGGCAAAGCAUUGCUGCUUAGCUCAUCCUAGACCGUGAUUUUACAUGCAUUGGUUGACGAGGAGCUUACGCCAGCUGCUUAGCUAAUGCUUAAGCGAUCGAUAGUUUGUGUAUGCUGGUCGAUGAGGAGGUUGAUGCGGUUCUAGCGAGUACGCAUCAAUACAUAGUAUCAUAGUUUCGGGUCGAGUCCAACUUGGACAGGUACGGAGUUGCUCAAGUAAGUGACUGGCACUUCCAUGAAGCGGCGCCGUCAAAGAAAUCCUGGUGUCCCGACAAUUCGUUACAUAACCUGUUGGCAAUGCUUUCUUGAAAAGGCUUUUUCGCCUUAGCCGAC